GCACCCAACACCGAUCUCCCUCCUUAUUCUCGCCAUAAUACUCCGGCCGGUGGUCGACUUACGCCUCGCGAACCGACAGAACAUGUCUUUCAGAUAAUGAGCAACAAAGACAAGCCUUGGGCGACUCUAAAGGUGUUUAGCAGCGCUAAAUCUGCAAAGUCAUUGCCAACUUUCUAUGAAAAAGAAACUAUAAAUGGCGUAGUUGAACUUGAGGUCGAGCGUGGAGAUUCCAUACAAGCUGUCAAUGCAACGGUGACAGGUCGGGUUAUAACCGGUGCUGGAAUGGACGACGUGUGUUCCUUUCUGAACAUUACCAUUCCAGUCUGGACGAAGAACGGAAACAGUCGCUCGCCCUCACCGGCGUCCGAAAACAAUAAGCUCUGUGGUCGGCAUACAUUCCCCUUCUCUAUUGUCCUUCCUCGGACAGUUUCUUUGACGGUUCGGGAGCCAAAGACCUUUCGUUUACCUGAAACAUUUCUCGAACGCCAUACGCCCGCCACGGUACAGUAUGAUCUCAUAAUCACGAUAUCUCGAGGCAAGAUGCGUUCGGAUAGCCAUAUUAAGACAGCUUUCGGAUAUGUCCCAAGUUCACGACCAGAUGCUCCGUCCGUUCUCCGGCAAGCAUCGUACUCCGAAAACCUACCUCUCAUGGGUCCUGACGUUGACCCUGAGGGGUGGAGAACCCACGACCCGGUUGUAAUUCGAGGUAUCAUGUUCAAAACGCGUCCAGUUCAAAUUGAAUGCACAAUCUCUUUCUCCAAACCCUUAUCUUAUACUCGCGGCAGUGUGAUACCCUGUAUGAUGAGAUUGGAAGGAUCUGAUGAGUCUGCUCUCGAUGCACUUUCGGCCCCCAGUUCCAUAGCUGUUUCCCUUCGAAGACAAGUGAGAUACUCUUCUAAGGGUUUGUCAAGCAAGCAGAAAGAGCAGUUUGAAGAUGUCGGCAUCGCUGUAUGGUGGUCUACCGCCGGCAGCACCUCCCACCGGCGCUGUCUAGAAGGAGAGAUCCGACUAGCGAAAGAUUUAAAGGCGUCGUCCGAUGUGGGACACUUCUGCAUAUCUUACCAUAUUGUACUCAAUCCAUUUGACGUAGCUGGAUUUACACAUCUCAAACCUGAGCCACUUGUCAUGGAUUCUGUUAGCAUCAUGACUAUGCAUGCGAAGGGCCCGCGCCCCCUGGCUUAUUCUCCUCCCGCUUAUGGCCCCAUAUCACGCCAAAUGAACGACACCUUCUCAGUCAUGCGCCAGAUGACCCUCACUACCACCGUCAUCGGCUAGGCGUUAUGACAAUCCUUAUGAUUUCACAGGUGGGUCGCUGGCCGACGUAAGUGCUGAUGCAUGCAUCACACUUUUAUCCACAUGUUGAACUAUGUACGUUGCGACAAUUCGCGUUCCUACUUUAUUACUACGUAUAUGAUCUUGUAGCUUUGCAACUAUUUUCCUAGCCAAAACGCGUUUCGAUCAGGGACAGAUCCUCAUGCUAUCUAUUCUUCAAGAUGCGUUUCCUUUCACGAGAAGAGGAGACAGCUUACUCCCUA
Messenger RNA from Guyanagaster necrorhizus, 1535 nucleotides. RefSeq lists its product as uncharacterized. NCBI's taxonomy places the organism in Eukaryota, Fungi, Basidiomycota, Agaricomycetes, Agaricales, Physalacriaceae. The record is from RefSeq and is a predicted model, not a curated record. The transcript is spliced from 6 exons. The coding region runs from base 97 to 1275 and encodes 392 amino acids.